Messenger RNA from Etheostoma spectabile (orangethroat darter), 4372 nucleotides. Its product is annotated as G-protein coupled receptor 22-like. Gene Ontology annotation, cellular component: plasma membrane. Gene Ontology annotation, molecular function: G protein-coupled receptor activity; peptide binding. Lineage: Eukaryota; Metazoa; Chordata; Actinopteri; Perciformes; Percidae. Gene Ontology annotation, biological process: cellular response to hormone stimulus; G protein-coupled receptor signaling pathway. The record is from RefSeq and is a predicted model, not a curated record.
UAAAGUUCUAAAGUAGGUCAUCAAAGACAAGACCAGCAUCACAGACAAAUUCGGAGUUUUGAGCCAAUUUAAUCUAAAUGACCUCGAUACUAGAUCCCUCCUCUCCCAGUCAGUCAGCUGAAGUCAUCCUGAGAGCAUCAGGAGCCUGAGCUCUACCCGUCCGUCCCACUGAGCUGUGUUGCUGUCGGUGGUCCCUGGUGGAGCUGUUGCUGCUGCUGCUGCUGCUGCUGAGCAUGUGCUCGGUUGCUCCACCGGGCAGAAGGAACGCUUCCCAUCGACGCUCAGGUUGCAGGCAUGAUGGGUCGCUGAGCGCACGACUCCGACUCAAGAGCACUGUCACCAAGCUGUUAUUCAUCCCUGCAUCAUGGAAGCUCAGCCUGGUGCAUCAUGGGAGCUCAUCAACAGUGUGACAGAUACAAUAUAUGAGGGCUGAGAGGUCGUCAUGGAGACUGACAGCUACACAGCAGGCCCAGCCUCCAGUGACUGGCUCGGGACGGUGGCCGGCCUGGAGGGAAUGGGAGUCCCUCAGGAGCAUGGAGGAGGGGACUUGCCAAGCAGCCCGGCGUCCUGGUACACGCCAUACUCACUGGGCUUCCAGGUGUCGCUCACAUCCUUUCUCAUGCUUGAGCUAGUGUUGGGUUUCAGCAGCAACCUGACGGUGCUGGUGCUCUACUUCUCUCAAUCCAAUUUAGUGGACUCUGUGAGCAAUAUGGUGACUGUCAAUCUGCAUGUGUUGGAUGUGGCGGUGUGUGUGCUGUGUCUGCCCCUCACUCUGGUGAUUGUGCUGUUGCCUCCAGGACCAAACCUGGCCCUGCUCUGCUGCUUCCACGAGGCAUGUGUCACUUUUGCCAGCAUAUCCACAGCCAUCAACAUCCUGGUCAUCAGCUUGGACCGAUAUGACAUCUCAGUGCGGCCUGCCAACAGGCUGCUGACAACACGUAGAGCAACGCUGCUCCUGGCUGCUGUUUGGGUCACCUCGAUAGCUGUGUUUUUUAUCCCAUUCUUAGAAGUGCAGUGGUCCAGUGGAGAAGGAGCAGAGGAGAGAGGGAAGGUGACACGCUUGUCGUUGUCCUCACAUGGUAUCAGUUCCACGCUGCUGUGUGUUGGCGGGCAGGACUACCACACAGGCCUGGGUAUGCAUAUCCAUCUUAUCCUGCAGGUACCCAUCUUCUUUACCACAGUGGCAGUCAUGCUGUUUACCUACUCCAGAAUAUUGAGGGCUUUAAACAUCCGCAUUGGCUCCCACAUGAAGAAGGGCCAGCAGUUUAGGGGGCCACACAAGAGACAAAAAAAGGUUGGGCUCAGAAUGAAUAAUAGUGGUGGGGAGGUAGGAGGGGAGCAGUGCACCACAGAUGGUACUAAACAGCUUAGCCACCCUCCUCUCAUCCCUUCCUCCUCCCCUACCCCCACAGCUACCUCCCCACCUGCGCUGUCUUCUUCUGCUCCACUAGUCACCUCUGACACAAACGCUGCAACCGCCAUGCCUACCACAAGCGUCCAGGCCUCUGUGUCGGCCAUCAUUGCCCUGAGGCGGGCAGUGCGGCGACACAGGGAUCGACGUGAGCGGCAGAGGCGGGUGUUUAAGAUGUCCCUCAUCAUUAUCACCACCUUUCUGGGCUGUUGGGCUCCCCUGUCUGUGACCAACAUGCUUAUCCUGGGCAUAGGCCCCAGUGAAGCCCUGGUCAGCCUACGCCUCUGGUUCUUAGCCCUGGCCUACGGCACAACUGUCUCCCACCCUCUGCUCUACGCUUUCACCCGACAGAAGCUACGCCGUGCCCUCCGUGCUAAGGUUAAGAAAAGGGUGGUGUCCCUGCUCCAGGUAGACCCUUCACCAGGGGGCACUAUCAUACACAACUCCUGGGUGGAGAACAGAAAAACCAGCCGGCAGGUGCGGCUGGAAGCAAGUAAAGGUACAGACCACUGCUUGGCAGAGGUCCUCUGAGACUGACACACAUGGGCCGGGUUAGUACAAUUAAAAAGCAGGAUAGAGUCACAGGUGUGUUCUAUUAUGAAACUCACUGGUGCAUGAAGCCAGUAUGUGAAAAACACAAUUCCACCUCUGGGAGAUGUUUCAAUGUAACCACCAGCAGCAAGCCCAUGCUAAACACAGCUAAUGUUCACCUCAGGCAUCAGUUAGAGCAGGAUGUUGUCGUCACUGUGGUACACACAGCCUCUGCUGCUGAAGAAAAUCAUACAACAGCAAACACAAAAGUGCAUAUAAUUUGCACUGUUUCAAGUUGUGAGGUCUGUUUCCAAAUGGACUUGUAUGAUAGAGCGUUCUCAUAGUGGUGCUUACCUAACAGCUCCAAAGAAUGUGUUUAGCAGAAGAUAAACUGGUCUGCCACCCACUUAAAUGCCCCAAGGCAGCUUUAAAAUAAACAUUGACACUUUGAACAAAUAAAUGCUUAUCAAACUCUUUGAAUGUAUUUAAUAUUGUCUCUGUCUUAGUUCUGCUCAGAUGGUAUAUGUGUAUUCUGAACUUAAAAGGGAUCAUGCUGGAUAUUUACACAGCGAUGAUAGAAUGAUGAGAUGUAAAUGUUUCCGGGUGUAGGAGGGGAACAAGUCAGAGAACAAUUAAAGGCUAGUGUGAAUUAUUAAAUGCAGUUUUGCUUUAGCAUAAGUAGUUACUAAACUCUCAAUGUUACAGUGUUUACAAAAAAUCUUGCAAUGCUCUUUCAUGUAAAUGCAAUUCUUUUGCUCUUAAAUUUAUGUCAAAUUAAAAAUGUAAUAUUGAUGUUUUGCAUACUGCUUGGAGAAGGUAAGCACAUUGAUUAAGCUAACUAGUUAGCAUAGAUCUGUUCUACAACACAUGUAACAUUAUCUUAGCUGAUGCGUUUUAUCCAGUGUCUUUUUAUCAGCUGGGAAGCAAAAUAACAAGCAAGACCUGUUGCUUGUGUGAGUAACGUUACACUCUGGUACAAAACACACUGGUAUCAUAGCUUUAGCAAGACGUCGUUCAUGCGACUUUGGGGUGAGCAGUCUUUCUAAUCAGGCUACAUAUUUCCAUUCCUAUACUGUACAUCAACAGUUUUACAAGAAACUGAGACUGCUAAGUUAUUUUUUUUUUAAAUUUGCAAACAUCAUAUAUAUAGCUAUAUCAUGGUCUAAAUCAAACAAGAUUAAAACAUUAUUUGUCACUCUUCAUUCACUUCAGUAUUUUUUUUCCAAAAUAAGGUUGAAUGGUGGUUUACCAGAAGGGGAGGGACCUCACCUAUCUAUGUCAAUCAUGCUUCAAUUUACAUUACUAAUAGAAAUCUGCGACCGUUGGACUAGUUGCUUGCCUUUUUCAGUAAUUUAAGCAUUAUCUGAUGAUGCAGGUAGAGCUGAGGGUGGCACGGGUUACCAUGGUUACAUGUCUCCAACCGGAAAGAACUCUCAGAAAGUGACGUGGUAAUUACAGCUCAGUGCAUCCUAAAAGAUAUACGGGUUACUGUUAAUUCACACAAAAGUAUGAUGAACGAGUAGUAGGUAGUAGUAGUAGUAGUAGUAGUAGUAGUAGUAGUAGUAGGCCUAUACAUAUUAAGUACAUACUGAUACUUUGCGAUUUCAGACACCGUCGUUUAUGCACACGUGGGAGUGCUAUCAAGCAUCUCAUCUUACUCCUUUAGCAAUGACUCUUUACCAAAACUGCUAACUACUGCUAAUAGUAAAAAAAGAAAAUAGGAGGAGAAAAUAAUAGGAACACCUUUUAAUAUAAUGCAGUCCAGUGCAUCACCAAAAAUGACAAUCUUAAAAUAACCGUUCUGACACAUUCUCAAAACAAAAAGGAUACUUACAACCUUAAAAAAAACUAGUAUUCAUUCCAGGUCAAUUGUUUUUGUUUGCAUUAUAUCUAAUUUUCCACUGUGGUUUAGUUUGGGGUUAUGGCAUGCUGUAAAGCAUGCAUUUCUCCUUUAAAAUAACAAUAAUGUACAUUUUGUAAAUACUGACUAAUUCAAUUUUUUUCUUAAAUCAGCAGUAAAAAUCACUUGGUCUGUAUGUGAUCAUAGACCGACUUUUCUAGAUUUAGAGUGUUUCAGUUGCAGCUGGCUCAUCCAAACAUGUGGUCCCCCCCAUGGUCAUCUCAACCUGUUACUACAGCUGAGCACAGAUUGAAGGAUUUUUGAUAGGACUUCCACCUUCUACCUGCUUGUGUGUUCACUUUUCUGAUGAUGUACACACACUGGGGCUCAUUUCAGAGAUUGUGUAAUAUACACACAAUUGAUGUAUUCUUGAAUGUAAACACAUGACAAAAAUAUAUAUUAUACUGCAUUUACACCAAGAAUAUGCUAUCUUUAUAAGUUUGCUUUAUGGUGUUGUUUUUACGUGAAUGUAUCACCAUGCAAUGUUGAAUUACCGUAUAUGAAUAAAAAUUGAAAUACUAAGGUCUGUA